AUGGAUCACCUGGGCGCAUACGAGCGUGCGUAUAUAGAUCCUUCGGGGCCUUCAAAUACCGCACACCGCACUCCUUUCUCGUUUCAGUUCCCAGAGAAUCAAUGGGAAAGAAUCUCUGAGAUAAUUUCUCGUUUCCUGUUGCGCGCAAGAAACGAGGAGGAGGAGGAGGAGGAGGUGGCGGCGGCGGUGGCGGGGGGGGCGGCGAUCGAAGAAGGAGCGAAGGAUGAAGGAGGAGGAUGCAAAGAGACGAAGAAAGAAGGAGGCGGAGGACCCAUCAACGUCGUUCUCAAGGUCGACAUGCAUUGCGAUGGCUGCUGUGAUGAGGUCAGGAAAACUCUCAGAGGAGUUUUAGGUGUAGAGAAAGUGACGGCGGACAUCGAAAGCAACAAGCUCACCGUAAUUGGGAAAGUGGACCCAAUAAAGAUCCGCGAUCUGGUUCAGAGCAAAAGCCGCAAGAAAGUGGAGCUCAUCUCGCCUCAACCAAAGAAGAACAAGGACGGCAAGAAGGAGGACGCUCCCGAGUCCAAAGAGCCUUCAUUGGUGACCGUGGAGUUAAAAAUUCGGUUGCACUGCGAGGGUUGCACUAAGAAAAUCAGAAAGAAAAUUAUGGGUAUUAAAGGAGUGGCAAGUUUGUCCAUGGACCCUGCAAAGGACCAGGUCACGGUGAAAGGGAUCAUGGAUGUGAAGAGCUUAGUCGGUACUCUGAAGGAGAAGAUGAAGAGGCCGGUGGAGAUUAUUCCACCCAAGAAAGAGAAGGGGUGUGAUGGCAAAGGCCGCGAUAAUGGCGGCAACAAGAAGAAGAAGGAAGAGGAGGCGAAGGGAUAUUGUGAGGGUAAGAAGGUCGAGUACUGCUACGGGGGGGACUAUAUCUGCCCUGAAUUAUACAUGGAGAUGGUGCAUGCUCCUCAGCUCUUCAGCGAUGAGAACCCUAACGCCUGCUUCAUCAUGUGACUUUAGCCACACGUCAAUAGGCUUCGAGUAUACUUAGUGUCCUGAAACUGUAGAUAAGAAGAGGGAGAUGAAGAUUUGUUAUGUAGAGAUUUCUUGGCGACUCGGUUUUGAUAUGCAAAAUGGAGACUGGUCA
Messenger RNA from Asparagus officinalis (garden asparagus), 1084 nucleotides. Its product is annotated as heavy metal-associated isoprenylated plant protein 3-like. The record is from RefSeq and is a predicted model, not a curated record. Gene Ontology annotation, molecular function: metal ion binding. Lineage: Eukaryota; Viridiplantae; Streptophyta; Magnoliopsida; Asparagales; Asparagaceae. The coding region runs from base 1 to 951 and encodes 316 amino acids. The transcript is spliced from 5 exons.